UGAUAGAUGACUGACAUAGAACAGCAGUGUGCUGAUUCUAAUCCUUUUCCUAUGCCUGAAAAUUUUGAAAAUCCCGGACCUGACGAGGGAUUACCAACUCAAUUUAGUGCAAAUAAUACCAUGAGAGUUGAGAGAGUAUCACAGAGAAUUCCUACAAAUCAGCCCUCUUUUGAGGUCUACUUGCACACCUUGGUAAAGAAUGGUUAUCAUAGGACUGAUAAUACUACAAAUAAGAUGAAACCAGAAGUUUCUUACUUUGCUGGACAGAUGGACCCAUGACUAUUCCUUGAUUGGUUAGUUUCUUUAGAGGAAUAUUUUGACUAGUACGACUUGAAAGAGGAGAUGAAGCUUAGAUUGUUCAUUUGCAAUUGAUUGGUCGUACUAAACAGUGAUGAGAGUCCAUUAAGUGAGGCUUAGAGUUAGAAGACAUGAGCUAAGGGCUUGGUAAGAAAUGAAGCACGAGUUGAAGAACAAGUAUCUACCAGAAAAUAUCAAAAGGAAGCUCUCCGUUCAACAACCACCAAAAGGCCUUCAAAGCUGAAGAGAGCUUGAAGCAGCCAUCUAUAAAAUUCAGUUCGGAAAUUGGAAAAUGUUGGAAGUCUGACAUGUGCAAUGUUAAAGCACAAGCUGAGCUCAACUUUGCACCGCCAAAGGAAGAAACAAAGGAAAUAGUUAAAAGAGGAGGAGCUUAUCACUUUAAAUGAGCUGGCAAAGGAGAAUCCAGUUUUCUUACACAAGUUUGAUUGCAAUUGUGAAGGCAAAGAGGCGACAACAAUCAUAGAGGAAUCAAUGAUUCAAGCUGAAAAUCAGGUUCUUUGCAAGGCAAAAGAUUGUCCUUCACUUCAAGAGGUAAAGCCUACUGUUGAAGAUAAAGAUGAAGAAAUCAAAACAGUUUGCAACGACAAAGAUGAGACAAUGCUUGAAGAUUUUAAAGAAGAGAUUCAACAUGUAGAAAAUUCUGUUGUGGAAGAUGACGUUGCCAUACUCAAAGAAGAUAGCAAAGACAAGGUUGCAGCAGAGAUACUAGAUGAGGUCAUGGUUAAGGAAGACUUCAAGAAUACUCCACUUGAAGCCGUGAAUAUUAAAGAUGCUAUUGUUACUGUGGAGGAUUUCAUAGAGUUCAUGAUUCCUUACUACUUCUACGAGAAGGUUCCCAAGGUUGCGGAUUUUUUUCAUAUCUUCCAUGUGCUGCCAGAAUUUUAUUUUAGACUGAAGACGCAUGCUACUCCUGCAGUGUUCAUUUUACGCCACUACAAAACUUGUGGACGAGUUUUUUCAAGCCGGAGAGAAUUGGUGCAGUAUGUAGAUACCAGUAGCAAUGCCAGGAGAAGAAGAAUGGCUUGCGGUUUCAUGAAUUUCUUAAUUCUUAGUUUAUCUAGAAAUCUAUUCAUUAUGUGUUCUAGUUCAGGCUGGAUUAGGAAUCUAUAAGUCCACUCCAGUUAUGAAUUGAUUUCCUUUCAUUAUGUUAAGUCAUUGUUGGUUUAGGAACACUCCAAACCUAACUGGAGGUUUUUGAGUCAGUUUUGGAUAGCUAAUUUGAUUAAUGAUUUAGGCUAUUUCUAGUCAUGUUAGGAGUCAUUUUUGAGAGUCUAUAUGUAUUUAUGUAACCAGCCAUAAGGCACACAAAUUUGGGUAAUGAAAGAUUGGCUUUUUGCCUCCGUUAUUCUGUGAGAAUCAGAAUAACUUUUAAUGGGAUGCAAUGAGACCCUUUGUGGAUGCUAAUGUAAGCUGGUGGGAUUCCAGACAAGUUCCAGGUGGGAAGCUUUUGUUUCAUAUGUCUUCUUCUUUUUUA
This is a messenger RNA of Telopea speciosissima, 1792 nucleotides long. RefSeq lists its product as uncharacterized. The record is from RefSeq and is a predicted model, not a curated record. The transcript has 2 exons. NCBI's taxonomy places the organism in Eukaryota, Viridiplantae, Streptophyta, Magnoliopsida, Proteales, Proteaceae. Bases 790 to 1428 code for a protein of 212 amino acids.